AUGAAAAACAGAGCUUCGUAUGAAAAGAAGGAAGAUGAGAGAGAGGGUGUCGUUGUCGAUGGAGCAAAUAAGGAAGAGGAGAGAGAGCGGGUGUCGUCGUCGUUGAUUGAGCGAAGAAGGAAGAGGAGAAAGAGAGGGCGUCGUAUCGUCAAUGGAGAGAAGAGGGCAUCCUCAUCGCUGGAGUGA
Prunus armeniaca (apricot) is the source of this 186-nucleotide messenger RNA. The record is from the annotation of a GenBank genome assembly. Lineage: Eukaryota; Viridiplantae; Streptophyta; Magnoliopsida; Rosales; Rosaceae.